AUGGAGAAAGAUCAGACUGCAGCAAUCGAAAAGGCCGACGACAAGUUUGUCGAGCACGCGGCGAACCCGUAUCUUAGCUUGUCACCUGAAGAUGCAGACUUUAUGCGCCAGUAUGAAGGUCAGGCUGGUAAAAAGGUCGUUAGAAAGAUCGACUUCCGUCUUAUCCCCAUCAUGGCUGUCCUCUAUCUUCUCGCACAUAUCGACCGAGGCAACAUUGGAAAUGCAAAGAUUGAAGGCAUGGAUAAAGACUUGGGUUUGACUGGUAACCAGUACAACAUUGCGAGCACCAUCUUUUUUGUGCCCUACAUCAUCUUUGAGAUCCCGUCCAACAUCAUUCUUAAAAAAGUUCGACCCAGCAUUUGGCUUUCGUUCCUCAUCAUUGCUUGGGGUAUCGUCAUGACCUGCAUGGGUGUCGUCAAGAACUUUCACGGCCUGGUGGCCUGCCGCGUCGUCCUAGGAGUCUUCGAGGCCGGCUUCUUCCCUGGAGCAGUCUACAUCGUCUCGACGUGGUACCCUCGACACGAACUCCAGCAGCGUUUGGCCAUCUUCUACACUGCCUCGGCAUUCUCGGGCGCUCUCAGUGGCCUCCUAGCCUUUGGUAUCGCCCGUAUGGAUGGUGCUCGGGGCAUUGCUGGGUGGCGUUGGAUCUUCCUCAUUGAGGGUGCCAUUACAGUCGCAGCCGGGCUGGUCAUGCCGUUGCUGAUCAUUGACACCCCUGAACGAGCCAAGUGGCUCUCAGACGAUGAGAAGCGCUUUAUCGACUUGCGGCUGCGCUUAUCCGGUGUGCGAGCCAGCACUGAAGAGGGCGACAAGUUCUCGUGGAAGUUGCUGUUCCGCACCAUGGUGGACUGGAAGAUCCUCCUCGGCAUCAUCCUGGCGUGGGCCAACUCUGUUCCCAACGCUGCCUUCAAGUUCACCAUGCCGCAGAUCAUCAAGCAGCUCGGCUUCUCCACGGCACAGUCUCAGCUGCUGACGAUGCCGCCCUAUGUCUGCGGUGGCAUCUCGGCGUGGCUGUCCGGCAGGUUCUCUGACAGGUUCUCCUGGCGCAUGCCAUUCAUCGUGGGGCCCAUGUCUGUCCUGCUAGUAGCUUUGUCUGUUCUGUUCAAGUACUCUGCAAACGUGGCCGACAGCGUCCCGGCCAUGUACACGGGUGUGGUGCUGGCUCAGAUUGGUAUUUACCCACUUCUUCCUGGCAUCAGUGCCUGGACGGGCAACAACCUGGCUCCUUCGUGGAAGAGGUCGAUUGGUCUUGCUUGGCUUCUGGCAGCUGGAAAUCUUGGCAGUAUCAUCGGAACAAACAUCUUCUUGGACAGAGAGGGUCCCCGAUAUCCCACCGGAUAUGGCACUUCUCUGGGGAUCAUCUGCCUUGGUAUGACUACAGCACUGGUCAUGGAGUUCUUCCUCUGGAGGUCCAACAAGGUCAAGGCACAGCUUUCCGAGGUCGAUAUUCGUCAAAAGUACUCGCAGGAGGAGCUUGAUUCUAUGGGAGAGAAAAGUCCUCUGUACCAGUAUACUCUGUAA
Messenger RNA from Fusarium keratoplasticum, 1521 nucleotides. Its product is annotated as MFS domain-containing protein. The coding region runs from base 1 to 1521 and encodes 506 amino acids. Gene Ontology annotation, cellular component: membrane. Gene Ontology annotation, biological process: transmembrane transport. Lineage: Eukaryota; Fungi; Ascomycota; Sordariomycetes; Hypocreales; Nectriaceae. The record is from RefSeq and is a predicted model, not a curated record. Gene Ontology annotation, molecular function: transmembrane transporter activity. The transcript has 5 exons.